Messenger RNA from Diuraphis noxia (Russian wheat aphid), 1201 nucleotides. Its product is annotated as potassium channel subfamily K member 1-like. The record is from RefSeq and is a predicted model, not a curated record. Gene Ontology annotation, biological process: stabilization of membrane potential; potassium ion transmembrane transport. Gene Ontology annotation, cellular component: plasma membrane. Gene Ontology annotation, molecular function: outward rectifier potassium channel activity; potassium ion leak channel activity. Lineage: Eukaryota; Metazoa; Arthropoda; Insecta; Hemiptera; Aphididae.
UGCGAUGACGAGACCGCCGCGCCAGCGGAGUGCAACACGCGCCACCCGGCAUUAGCGCGGACCGCCGCACGCGUCGUGCGGUCGCCAUGUGGUCGCCGGCCACCGUACGCCUGUUGGUGUUCAUCGGCUUUUACGUGUCGUUCUUGGCCGUCGGAGCAUUCGUGUUCUCCGCCAUCGAGGCGCCGGAGGAAGCUGCUCGGGUCAGGGAGCUCAAGGACCUCCGGCAAGAUUUUCUCGACGGGCACACGUGUGUCGGAGAUGACUCAAUGGAGAAUUUUAUAAAAGAAGUUUUAUCUGCUAGUAACAGAGGGGUUUCAGCAGCUAAAAAUGUUUCGGGAGAACCAAACUGGAGUUUUGGCCAAUCUUUAUUUUUCGCUUGCACCGUAAUAACAACUAUAGGUUACGGUCAUGUCACUCCGCUAUCUCAAGAAGGCAAGUUGUUUUGCAUGCUCUACGCGCUUUUCGGUAUACCCUUGACACUGGUGCUGUUGACUGCACUGGUCGACCGGUUGAUGAUACCUACGACAAAGUACCUGCACUUCCUCAACAGCCGUCUUGGACAUUUAUAUCCGCCGUUUACUAUCCGGUUGUUACAUUUCGGCACUAUACUCGGCACGUUGAUAUUUCUGUUUCUACUGCUUCCCGCGGCGAUGUUCACAUAUUUGGAGCCCGAGUGGAACUACAUGGAUUCAUUGUACUAUUGUUUUAUAUCACUCACAACCAUUGGUCUCGGAGACUACAUCCCGGGCGACGCGCCAGACCAGAAGUACAGACCUCUCUACAAACUAAUGAUAACCGGUUACCUGGUCGUGGGGCUCGUAUGUGUCAUGUUAACGCUAUCUAUUUACUACGACAUCCGGCAAUUAAACUUUGGUGUGCUCUUCAUGUUGGAAAAUGACGAAACCCGUUCGAUUGACCCAGAAAAAAUGCAUUUACAAGAACCUGGAACGAACAGGACCAAGUACACAAAUGAAAAAGAUUCACCCACAAGCUUGGAGGAUACCACUCCAAUACACAGCAUUCCUUAAAAUUAGGUUGAAAUAAUAAUUAUAACCAAUAAUGAUUUCUGCUGUAUACAAUGAUGACAGUUACCUAUAUUCGACCAAAACCAAAAUCUCUAUCCAAAAACAAAUUAUUACAAUAAUUAUUAAUUAUAUUAUAUUAAUAUAUUAUUAUUGUUAUUACCUUUAGAUUAUAAAUG